This is a messenger RNA of Leptinotarsa decemlineata (Colorado potato beetle), 1530 nucleotides long. Its product is annotated as lanC-like protein 3 homolog. The record is from RefSeq and is a predicted model, not a curated record. Gene Ontology annotation, biological process: peptide modification; carbohydrate metabolic process. Gene Ontology annotation, cellular component: plasma membrane. Lineage: Eukaryota; Metazoa; Arthropoda; Insecta; Coleoptera; Chrysomelidae.
GAUUUUUGUCAAUCUUUUGUUUGUAAACAAAAUAAUACAAAAUAGAUGCCCUGAAGAAAAUUACUAGAAAGUGCUUUUACAUAAAAAAUGUUAGCCUCAAAUGUUUAAUCAAAUUAAAUGUUUCACUGGUAGGAUUCGAAGACAAUUUGGGAGCAUGUCAUCACAGAGAACUCGACAUUUCGUCAAUCCUAAACCGGAUUAUGAAACAAGUUUUGGUUUUCCAGAAAUACCUUCUGCAGAAAUAAUUAGCAGCUUGGAUAGCAUAAUUUUAAAAAUCGAAAACGGUGUGAAACCAACAGAAAAAAAUGCAAGUGAUGGAAUAUAUCUUGGAACAGCUGGUAUUACCUACAUGUUCUAUCACCUCAGUAAAAUACAAACUUUGCUGGGAAAUAAAGAAUAUUUGAAUAAGGCAAUUGAAUACCUAAAACCAGCUCUGAACGUAGCAUCAUGUGUUUCAAGUAAAAAUACUGACAUGCCAUCUUUCAUUUUGGGAAACUGUGGAAUAUAUGCUGUUGCUUCAGCAGUAUAUAAAGCAGUUGGAGACGAAACUCGUAGUGAACACUUCAUGAGUUGCUACUACAAGGCAGCUAAUAUAUGCAAAGAACAAAAUUUUUUGAGCUGUGGCUCAGAUGAGCUGUUUGUUGGUAGAGCAGGCUUUAUUUUAGGCGCACUCUGGCUCUCCAACGAGACUGGCACUCCAAUUCCAAAGCAAGAUAUAUAUGAGAUGUGUAAAGUCAUUUUGAAAUCUGGAAGAACAUAUGCUAAAAGGCACCAGUCGCCUUGUCCGCUGAUGUAUGCUUACUACCAAGUCGAGUAUUUAGGAGCUGCUCACGGUUUAUGCUCCAUACUUCAAGCUUUAAUAUCUGUUCCUGGCUACUUAGAUGCAAACCCUACCGACGCUGUAGACAUAAAAAGUUGCAUUGAUUUUCUGCUAACGGUACAAAGCAGUGAAGGUAAUUUCCCGGCUGCUACAGAUGAAAUUGGUCGCACUUCCGACCUUGUCCAUUGGUGUCACGGAGCAGGAGGAAUUGCAUACCUUAUGGCAAAAGCUUACCUCGUCUUUGGCGAAGACAAAUAUUUAGUAUCUUGCAAACGUAUGUCUGACCUGAUAUGGGAAAAAGGACUGCUAAAGAAAGGUCCUGGCCUUUGCCAUGGUGUGGCAGGAAAUGGCUAUGUAUUUCUAUUACUGUACAGACUGACAAAUGAUCCAAAAUACUUAUAUCGAGCCAUUCAGUUUUACAAGUUUUUGGGAACAGGUGAAUUUCAAAGUGGUGCCAGAACCCCGGAUUAUCCUUACAGUUUGUAUGAAGGCCUGGCAGGAACUGCUUGCUAUCUAGCUGAUUUGACUAGCCCUAUGCAGGCUAGUUUUCCAUUUUCUGAUGUUUUCGCAACUUUCAGUGUGAAAUGAACUUUUUUAUCUUCUGCAAUGUAUUAUUUUUUUGUAAAUUUUGUAUAGACUUUCCAACAGGCACCGGUAUGGAAGUUAAAAAUGUUCAGUGUAAUGAAAUAAAUACUCUCAGAUAAAAACUA